Molecule: messenger RNA, 1293 nt
Organism: Theobroma cacao (cacao)
Lineage: Eukaryota; Viridiplantae; Streptophyta; Magnoliopsida; Malvales; Malvaceae
Product: F-box/LRR-repeat protein At3g59200-like
Molecular function (GO): protein binding
Source: RefSeq, a predicted model, not a curated record
AUGGCUAAGUUAGUGAAACAUGAAGGCAACAACAUUGAUAGACUCAGUGGUCUACCAGAUUCAAUUAUAUCUCACAUCCUGUCAUUACUUCCCACAAAAUAUGCAGUCCGCACCUCCGUUUUAUCAACUAGAUGGAGGUUUCUUUCUACUUCAGUUUCUACUCUUGAUUUUUAUGAUUAUGAGAACCCUUCUGAAAGGUUUAUGAACUUUGUGGAUAGAGUGUUGUUGUUUCAUAAUGCGGCAUGUAUUAAGAGAUUUCGUCUCAUUUGUGGUGGAUUCCAUGAAGAUGUCGAUGCUUAUAGAAUUUGUGGUUGGAUAUCUUUUGCUUUACGGCAACGUCUUCAAGAACUUUAUUUAGAGAUACGGAUUGGAGACCCAAGGGGUAUGUUGCCUGCGAGUCUCUUUAGGAAUAAGACACUCACGAAAUUAGAGCUAGAUGUUUCAAAGUUUGUUAUGACCAUUCCUACUAAGGUCUGCCUUCCAAGUCUUAAAAGUCUCCAUCUUGACUGUUUAGAAUUUGUCGAUGAUGAUUCAGUUCGAAGGCUUUUCUCUAGUUGCCCUGUGCUUGAAGACUUGUUUAUAUGCUCUUGUCUCUGGCGCAAUGUUAGAGAGUUAAAUAUUUCUAAUCCUUCACUCAAGAGAUUGACUUUGAACCUUUUCGGUGAUUGUGGCCGACUUUCUCAUGUUGUCAUUGAUGCCCCAAAUCUUGUCUACUUCAAAUUCUAUGGGACUUUACUAGAGAGAUAUUCAUUAGUAAACCUACAUCCUCUUGCAAAGGUUGAUAUGAGAAAUCUAGUUAAUCUUGGAGAAAAAUUGGUCAACCAAGAUGCUGCAAUUAAUUUUUUUAAUGGAAUUAGUAAUGUUCGAUCACUUUAUUGCAAUGAUGAUUUAUUGUGGCAUCUAAAUUUGUGCAACAAGCCCGUGCCUGUGUUUCACAACCUGGUCCACGUAGAGAUUAGAAGAAAGUGUUUGAGGCAAAAGACUGGACUGGCUGAGUUGCUUGAAUGUUCAAUUAACCUGGAGACUCUUAUUGUUCAUAAUGGAGCUUUCGGAGAUCUAUUCUGGCAUCGACCUGAAAAUAUACCUUUUUGUCUCUUGUCUCACCUUAAGGUGAUUGAAAUUUAUUCAUUUGGUGGUCAUAUGGAAAUGGUUGAGUAUUUUUUAAAGAAUGCAAGAGUUUUAGAGAAGCUCAAAAUACAAAUGGCCCUGAAAGUGAGAAAACAAUUUGAGAUUGCCAAGAAAUUGUUGAUGUUGUCAAGGGAAUCAAAGAUAUGCCAAGUGGAAGUGGUCUAA